This is a messenger RNA of Dentiscutata heterogama, 265 nucleotides long. NCBI's taxonomy places the organism in Eukaryota, Fungi, Glomeromycota, Glomeromycetes, Diversisporales, Gigasporaceae. The record is from the annotation of a GenBank genome assembly.
AUGGCAAAUAAUGAAAUUAAAGAUUUAAAUAACAACUUAAUAAAAGAUUACGAACAUGCAUUUAACGAUCAAGAAAAGGUCAAUGAUACAAAAAUUGAAUCAAAGGUAGAGUCUGAAGGAGAAAUUCAAAAAUCUGAAGAGAUUCAGAAAUCUGAAGAGGUUCAUCAAAAAUUUGAGGAAGAGAUUCAUCAAAAAUCUGAGGAAGAGAUUCAUCAAAAAUCUGAGGAAGAGAUUCAUCAAAAAUCUGAAGAAGAGAUUCAAGAAG